AUGCCGUUCUUCCUUCACCCCCCACAUAAUGCCCUCGACCCCUACAAUGCCUCUCACCCCCACAUGAUGCCUCCACCCCUACCUAAUGCCCCUCACCCCCAACAUAAUGCCCUCGCCCUACCUAAUGCCUCAUCUCUCCCACAUAAUGCCUCUAGCCCUUCCAAUUAUGAGGGCGGAAGGACUAACCUAUACCCUGCCUUCAGUUACCGCCCGCCAACGCCGCCCCUCACCCGCCAACGCCGCCCUCACCCCGUCAACGCUGCCCCUCACCCCGUCAACGCCGCCCCUCACCCGCCAACGCCGUCCUCACCCGCCAACGCCGCCCCUCACCCCGUCAACGCCACCCCUCACCCGUCAACGCCUGCCUCUCACCCCGUCAACGCCGCCCUCACCGCCAACGCCUUCCCCCGCCAACGCCGCCCCUCACCCCGCCAACGCUGCCCCUCACCCGUCAACGCUGCCCUCACCCCGUCAACGCCGCCCCUCACCCCGUCAACGCCACCUCACCCCUCACCCGUCCCCCCUCACCCCGUCAACGCCGCCCCUCAUCCGCCACGCCGCCCCUCACCCCGCCAACGCCGCCCCUCACCCGCCAACGCUGCCCUCACCCCGUCAACGCCGCCCUCACCCCGUCAACGCCGCCACUCACCCCGUCAACGCCGCCCCUCACCCGUCAACGCUGCCCUCACCCGUCACGCUGCCCCUCACCCCGUCAACGCUGCCCCUCACCCCGUCAACGCCGCCCCCUCCCGUCAACGCCGCCCUCACCCCGUCAACGCCGCCCCUCACCCGUCAACGCCGCCCUCACCCGCCAACGCUGCCCUCACCCGUCAACGCCGCCCCUCACCCGCCCCCCUCACCCGUCAACGCCGCCCUCACCCCGCCAACGCUGCCCUCACCCCGUCAACGCCGCCCUCACCCGCCAACGCCGCCCUCACCCCGUCAACGCCGCCCCCCGUCAACGCCGCUUUCCCUGUCAACGCCGCUCUCUGA
Molecule: messenger RNA, 993 nt
Organism: Homarus americanus (American lobster)
Lineage: Eukaryota; Metazoa; Arthropoda; Malacostraca; Decapoda; Nephropidae
Product: vegetative cell wall protein gp1-like
Exons: 2
Coding region: 1-993 (330 amino acids)
Source: RefSeq, a predicted model, not a curated record